GGGGCGGGAGCGGCGCGGCGGCGGCAGCCCGGUAAGGGCGGCAGGUGGCGGCGCUCGGAGCCCCGGCAUUCCCGGCUUACCGGCAUUCCCACCAUCAUCCCCGGCAUCGCCUCCUCGGCGGCGGGGGCUCGGGGAGCGGCGAGCGGCUCGGCGCGGUGGCACCGUCCCGGGGAGAAGUGUGAGAAGGGUCUGAGCAGGGGUGCUUCCCCCGGGGCUCCCGUCCCYGUUGCGGCCGGAGGCGCGGGAGCCGCCCGGGCCCGGGAGGUGCCUCCAACGGGAGGGAGCGGAGCGGAGCCGCCGCCGGAGCCCCGCGAGGGCUGGGGCUGCCCCCGGCCCGUUGAGGCGGAGGGCGGGCGGUUUUAGCGCCCGGGCGGAGCGGGACCUGCCCGGGGCGUUAUUGCUGCUCGGGCGGCACCGCAGCCGGGAGCUGCCGGGCUGCCCCUGUGGAGGCACGACGGCCGUUUUCUCUCUUGGUGGUAUAGCUUAGUGUUAUGGGUGAUACAGGAGAAGCUAAAAUGCAGAUAACACCAGAAACUCCAGGACGAGUUCCAAUCCUGAAUCCUUUUGAAAGUCCCAGUGAUUAUURCACUCUGCAGGAGCAGAUUGUCUCCAGUCCUUCGGUUUUUAAGUCAACAAAAUCCUCAUCUACACCAGGAAAAUUUAGAUGGUCUAUUGAUCAGCUUGCUCUAAUAAAUCCUGUGGAAAUUGACUCGGAAGACAUUCGACGUCAAGGAAUGUAUUUGAGCCAUGCUAGAACUGAUAAGGAGACAGAAGAUAGAAGGCAAAAAGCUAUUGAGGAGUUUUUCACAAAAAAGCUCAUAGUUCCUUCUCCUUGGAUUGAACAUGAAGGCAAGCAAGUUUCUCAGUUUAAUUCAACUAAAUCCAUAGAUAUAAAUAACAUUUCUCCAAUUGGAAGACAGCUAAGCUUGCACUCUGGGAGAAGCAAUGCUGCUUGUCAGACAGUACUGUCUUUGCCAGUGGAUUUCAAUUUAGAGAAAAUACUAGGUGAAUAUAUUAGAAAUGAUGAAUUUGCAGAUCAGUCUCAGGAAAAUCUGAGUUCUUCAUCACUCAGAAGAAAGCUGUUUUUAGAAGAAAAUGGGAAUGUAUCUGCAUGUUUGUCCCCUUCUCUGCAUAGUCCACGUGGUAGUCAGCCACUUGGAGUGCUUUGUUCAAUAGAAUUAUCUCCAGUCCGCUGCAGAAGCCCUCUAGACACAUCGAGUUCAGGUCAGUUUUCAUCAAGUCCUAUUCAGGGAGGCACAAGAGCUUAUAGCCUGGGAAGUAUAACCAGUCCCACGUUUUCAGAGGGGUCUCCUGCACAUCUUGGUUCUCCUGCUUUUUCACCAAUUGCUUUUCACAUAAGGAAAACACCACUCUCAGACCAAAGAAAAUUUACAUUUCGUUCUCCAGAUAUUCCUUCUUCCUCAAAUAGAAUGACACCCCCAAGUACAAGAAGUCCUUACAUAGAUGGUUGUUCUCCAAUUAAAAAUUGCUCUCCCAUGAGGCUUGGAGGCUGUAGAGGGACUACCCCAUAUCAGACUUCUGUCAUUAGAAUACCAAUUGCAGUUGAGAAUCAGGAUGAGGAUGACAAGGAAAAUGCUUGCCCAGCAGAAGCUCAGUUCCCAGAAAUGGAUAAUGGAAUAAACUUACGGCAGGAAGACAGUGAUACUUUUGCACRUGGUACACAUCUUGUGGUGGCAACUAUGUCUGUUGCACCAGAUCACUCAGAAGGUUGUCACCAAAGGUUGUCAUCCUUUCAGGAUAUAGAAGGCUUAAAGGAAAGCAAUACUGUAGACAUGGCUGAUGCAGCUGAAGUGUCAGAGGAAAACACUUGGAUAAAAGAAACAAGUGGCAGUAGCAAUACGCCAAUGACCAGCUUUAUGACAGGCAUUACUUUCAGUAUUGAAAGCUCUCGCAUGUGCAUGUCACCUCUUGCAGAAAGCAGUGCAAUUCCUUGUGACAACAGUAGUAUUCAGGUGGACAGUGGUUACAAUACACAGACUUGUGGAAGCAGCAUUAUGGAUACUGCAGGGACUGAAAACAGUUGCAAAGAAAAUGAUGUGAAUACUGUCAUGUUUCAGAAUAAAUCUCAGCUGCUUAGAACAAAGGAGUGUUCUGUUUUAAGCCAAAAGGACAAUCAGUUGCUGAGAGCAAAAUCUCCAGAGAAGCAAUCCUGUUUCCAAAAAGCCAAAACACAUAGCACAGUAUUUGGUCAAAACGCAACUUGCAACAUCUCUGCUUGGAAACAUAAAAAUGAAAAUUGAGUUCAGGGAUUUCACAAAAGUGGUAUGUAGUGUUCUCAUGGAGAACUUAAGCUGUGAUGUCUAAUAAAUUUUUAUACAUAUGACCUCAAUUACCUGGAUUAUACAUACUAUUUUGCUUUUCUGAUGCAAAUGUAAUAAACUGGUAUAUAUUAAGGGAAUUUUUAAAUAAUGUGGGAUUUUUUCAGGUUUUACUAAGAAAUGUAUUGUGACCAUUAACUAGUCCUUUUUGAAAAUUAAGAGGGCUAGACUUUGUACAGAGAAACAAUUUUUCAGAAUUAUAUUCCUUSUGUGAUUCGGGUGGAUUCCACGAGCAAGAUAACUUGCAUAGGAACCAAUAUAAUGGCAGUAACAUCUAUAUUUUAAGAUUUGUCCUGCCUYGUGGCAUGAGCAACAUUUUUCUUUGGGGGAAAGAAAAAGUAAGGGAGUAUUAGUCUGGAUUUGGAUUGCUUUUCUMCAACCAGAUUUAUCGUGUGGCUUCAUAAAUACUAGCACUGGUACCAAGAAUAAGUCACUGGCCAGAAGUGAACUGCUGAGAGUGUGAUGAGAGCAAACAGCRAAGUUUAGCUCUUUUAGUAAUAUAAGCUUCAAAAGAAGCUGUUUAGCAGUUCUCUGAACAGCUUUUUCCUUGGUUUGACAGCAGUCUGUGGUGUCAGUUAAGUUUACSAGGUACUUAGGUAAAAUGUAUUAUUGGGCACCUUAAAAUUAAAAGAUAGUAUUGUUGCUUAAGUAAUUGUAUUAGUAUUAAACUUGGAGUUGAUCACCUGACAGUACCAGCAUCUCUGAAGAAUACUUGAAUCCAGGUUGAUGCUAUGGUACCCUUUGGAAGGAGGCUAAGAAGGUGCAAUAAAAUUAAUUCGUCUCACUAUGUCACUAAGAACAUGGUGCAGCCUUUUUUCUUUUAAAGCAGACCAUUACACUUUACUUCUCUUAUGUUUAAUUCUCAGUAUUAUUAUGUYGCUUACAGAAAUGACCAAAACAUUCAGACAAAUCCUUAAAAAUGUAAUUAACUUUUGCAUGCCAUUUAUUACAGUAAGUAUUAAUAUGAGCAAACCUUUGAGCCUUUCAAGAAAACCAUCAGUGAAUUAAAAUGAUGGAUUCAGGGGRAUMAGAAGACCAGAAAUCGCUUUGUGUAAUCAAAUCAAGAUUUGGUUAAGUUUGCUUGUAUUUAUUUAAAUGAACCUUCUGGAAUUUAUAAAUGUGAAUAGGGGGAAAAAUCCAUAUGAUAAUCUUGUGGCCCUAGUGACUAAGAGGGGAAGAAGAGAUAGGGGAUACACCUGAGAUUUCCAGGCUUUGUUUAUGUAGAGCUCUGAUAAACUUUGUUGGAUUAAAGAAAAAGAGAAGUCCAUUCUAACGAAGGUUCCAGGUGAAGUAGUCUUUCUCUCUUUUCAUAGCAAAGAUGUCCCAGGAUACUAAAUGGAAGUUCUGCUUUCUGUUCUAUUCCACAACCUACAGAAAUGCUUGUACCAAAGUGAUAGAUGGUGGCUGAUGAGCAUCUAUUGGCACACUAGGCCUGAAACCUAUUGGUCAGACCUAAAUUUGAAAGCAAGGCAGCAUUUUAAAAAAAUCUCAAAAGAGGAGGUGUGAACAGAAUCUCACAGCAUUAAAAACAAUGUGUUAGACCUGACAGUUGUGUURUCUGAAUAGAACAGUUCUUGAAAUAUUUUCGUUAAUAAUUUCCUAGUGAAGGCUUUCUGAAAAGCCUAUUUGGGRAAAAGGGAAACUCCCAUCUGCCUUAGUUGAUGGUAAUUCUCACAUUGCAAAAAUAAAUAUUAAAAAAUUUACUUUAGAAAUCUAAUGAGCAAACAUGAUGUGUAUCAUUUUUAUUUCUGCAGCAAUUUAAUCACUGUUUCUGUARUGCAUGUCAGAUUGACAGUAAUGGAAUUCAGUGUCAUAUGUUACCUAUUUCAUAAUCUUCAAACAGUGCCCUACUGGUAGCUGAAAAUACAUUGAAUUGGUAACUUUUAAGGGAUGAAUUUUGUUAAAAGUAGGAAAUGAACUUGGACUUCUGGAAAAUCAAUUUUUUAGAAUAAGGCCUUCRACAGGUUCUUAGCUGUAGCUUCUAAGUUUUGUCAUUCAAAAGCAGGAUACAACUUGUCUGAGAUUUAAAAGCAUGACCUUGUCUCCUUUUUGUUUCUCAUGAAAUUUUCUUUAACAAUAAGCARUUGAAAGGACUGCACARAAGAUUUAUUUYUGCAAUUGUGGUUACUAAAAUAGURAAGUAAAUUUAAUGAACCUUAAGCAGGGUAGUCCAAAUUAUUAAUUGUUUCUGAAUUCUUCUGAGUUGCAUGUAUAAUUAAGAUUUGGUUUUACUUAUUAACUAAACUUUUUGAUGUUUUUAUGUUUAUUGAUCAGAGGCUUUUGAAGUAUUCACAAGUAAAAAAGCGAUCACUAAAAUAUUAAAUUUUGUCUUGUAUCAGUGUUUUGUAAAAGGUAAGAAAAAUGUAACACCAGAAAUGGGUGAAUGUGAGAAGUGAUUAAGGAUCCCCCCCCAACUCAAUUACCUGAAUUUUUUGUUCURUGUUGCAGUCUUCAGUUAGAUGGGAAAUAUUUAUUUUUAUGAAAACAUUCCUAUUUUUUUAUUAUGUUUGUAGAAUGGAUUUGUAGAAGAAACCUACUGUGCAAAUUACCAUGGAAAUCACUUGACCAUUCUGAUUCUAUAGCUGUUCUUGAUGCWUUGGGUGGCACACAUUGCACAAAAUGGUCAUUGUUUACAUUAAAUUAAUAUCAGUAGUUUUAACGAAAGUCCUUUAACAUGUCUAAUUGUAAAYUGAGUAGUGAAAAACAAUAAAGAUAUUUCUUUAAUCCCUAUAUKGUUCAAUU
Molecule: messenger RNA, 5081 nt
Organism: Malurus melanocephalus (red-backed fairy wren)
Lineage: Eukaryota; Metazoa; Chordata; Aves; Passeriformes; Maluridae
Gene: BORA
Product: BORA aurora kinase A activator
Exons: 12
Coding region: 492-2261 (589 amino acids)
Biological process (GO): regulation of mitotic nuclear division; regulation of mitotic spindle organization; activation of protein kinase activity
Cellular component (GO): nucleus; cytoplasm
Molecular function (GO): protein kinase binding
Source: RefSeq, a predicted model, not a curated record